Myripristis murdjan (pinecone soldierfish) is the source of this 1512-nucleotide messenger RNA. RefSeq names its product major facilitator superfamily domain containing 2a-like 2 (gene mfsd2al2). Gene Ontology annotation, biological process: carbohydrate transport. Bases 1 to 1512 code for a protein of 503 amino acids. The transcript is spliced from 13 exons. The record is from RefSeq and is a predicted model, not a curated record. Gene Ontology annotation, molecular function: symporter activity. Lineage: Eukaryota; Metazoa; Chordata; Actinopteri; Holocentriformes; Holocentridae. Gene Ontology annotation, cellular component: plasma membrane.
AUGACAUCAUGGAGUCAUCCUCAUCACUCCUCUCCCCGGUCAUCACAGGGGUCGGGUGGGGUCUCUGUGGCCAGGAAGAUUUGCUAUGCAGUGGGUGGGGUCCCAUAUCAGAUGACUGCAGCCGCCAUGGGGGUCUCCCUGCAGAUUUUCCUACUGGAUGUUGUAAAGAUGGAGGCCUUCUAUGUCUCUAUGAUCCUGUUUGUGAGUCGGGCGUGGGAUGCUGUGACAGACCCGCUGAUUGGAUAUUUGGUGAGCCGCAGCAACUGGACACCGAUUGGCAAACUCAUUCCGUGGACGGUUCUCUCCAUGCCGUUUGGUGUCAUCUCCUACGUGCUGCUGUGGUUCGUGCCACCAGGAUCGGUGUCUCAGGCUUUCAGCGUCCCCUGGUUCCUGGCAGCAACCUGCCUGUUUGAGACCAUCAUGAGUUGUUACGACGUCCCCUACCUCUCUCUGAACAUGUUCCUGGGGGGAAACCAGCGAGACAGAGACUCUGCCACCGCCUACAGGAUGAGUGUGGAGAUGUUGGCGAUGCUCUUGGCUUCAGUAAUUCAGGGUCAGGUCAUCGCUGUCUAUAAUACAGAGAAGGACGGGGCCUGUCAGCAGCUGGACCAGGCCCAUGAAAUAUCUCAAAGCACAGCCUCACCACACGCUGCCUCACUUCACGAAACGCGAAAAGCUUUCCUGACCUCAGCUUUGGUCAUGGGUGCCCUGUUUUUCCUGUGCACCCUGGUUCUCCUCCUGGGAGUGAAGGAGCAACAGUCGGCCCCCUGCUCUCUUCAGAAAGUGCAAGUGUCCUAUCUCACCUCCCUAAAGCUGCUGGUGUGCCACGUUCCUUAUCGACGACUGAUCCUGGGCUUUGUGUUCACUGCACUUGCAUUCCAGAUGUCCUUGGGUAACUUUGCACUUUUUUGCAGUCAUGUAGCUGGGCUAGGAGCCCAGUUCCAGCAUCUUCUACUGCUUCUACUGGCUGCCGCCUCCAUAGCAGUUCCAUUAUGGCAAGCAGUCCUUGUGAGAAUAGGCAAAAAAGCCACAGUUAUCAUCGGACUCGCACCCUUCAUCCCAGCGGUGAUUAUAACUGCCUGUGUGCCCACUAACCUGUCAGUCUUCAUGAUUAUGUGUGCUCUGAUGGGAUUCAGCUUGGCAACCAUGUUCUUGCUACCAUGGUCCAUGCUCCCAGAUGUGGUGGACGAUUUUUCCACGAGAAACCCCUCCUGCAAGGAUUUGGAGCCUCUGUUUUUCUCCUGCUAUGCCUUCUGCACUAAACUAGCAGGGGGUCUAUCCGCUGGAAUCUCCACCAUGACAUUACACUUUGUGGGCUACAGAGCGGGUGCAUGUAGCCAUGGUGAUGGCGUGGUGACGGCUCUGAUUGUGCUGUUUUCACCCGUUCCUAUUGCACUACUGUUGGUCGGGAUGUUUUUUUUCCGCUCCUACCCGAUCAAUGAGAAGCAGCGCUCCCAGCUCCAGGGACACCUGACCUAUUUAAAAGUUUCAUGCCAGAGCUUUCAUUUCUGA